UCGAUUCAGAAAAUCAACCACCCACUUUUUGGCUGCUCAUUUAAAGAUCUUACUUUGAUAAAUGAAAAAAAAAAUGGUUUUUAUUCUGAAUUUAUUUUUAAAUGUACGAUGUGUAACAAAUUAGAAGUCAUAACAACUGAAUGUAAUAAUUCUUCGUCGGUGUGCAUAAAUACAGCAGUGGUUACAGCAGUUGUAAAUACUGGACAAGGAUUUUCCCAAUUGGACACUUUUACAGCAGUUUUAAAUAUGCCGAAUAUUUCCAAUCCAAGUUACCAAAAAUAUCACAAUGACGUAAAAAAGCACACCGAAGAUUUGGCUUUUGAUGCGGUGAUUGAUGCUGGGAAAGAAGAAGCUGCGUUAGCUGUAAUGGAAAAUAAUGUCAAUGAAAACGGAAUUCCAUUGAUUACAGUGAUAGCUGAUGGCGCAUGGUCAAAGAGAUCUUAUAAAAGUGGCUAUAAUGCUUUGUCUGGUGUAGCGUCUAUCAUUGGGUAUAGGACCAAAAAAGUUUUUUUUAUGGGCGUUCGUAAUAAACACUGUUCAGUUUGCCAAAAUAAUGAAAAUAGUGAAAAAGAAUCACCAUCUCAUCAGUGUUUUAAAAAUUGGAAUGGGACUUCUACUGCCAUGGAAUCCGAUAUAAUUGUCGAGGGAUUCUGUCAAAGUGUGACUAUGCAUAAUUUAAUAUAUGAUAAAUUAAUUGAAGAUGGAGAUUCAAGUGUAAUGAAGAAGUUAACACUUUCUAAACCUUACGCAGAUUACGACAUAGAUGUAAAAAAAAAUAGAAUGUAUGAACCAUAUUUUAAGAAACUAUUGUAA
Metopolophium dirhodum (rose-grain aphid) is the source of this 813-nucleotide messenger RNA. RefSeq lists its product as uncharacterized. The transcript has 2 exons. Lineage: Eukaryota; Metazoa; Arthropoda; Insecta; Hemiptera; Aphididae. The record is from RefSeq and is a predicted model, not a curated record. The coding region runs from base 109 to 813 and encodes 234 amino acids.